This is a messenger RNA of Lachancea meyersii CBS 8951, 1506 nucleotides long. The record is from the annotation of a GenBank genome assembly. Lineage: Eukaryota; Fungi; Ascomycota; Saccharomycetes; Saccharomycetales; Saccharomycetaceae.
AUGUCAAUAUUUGCCCUAGACGAAGAUAUAGGAAAGCUUACGGUCAAUGGUAGUUGCGCCAUCAUUGACAGCGAAGAUGACGGAUUCGACCAGGAAAUAUCGGGCGAUCUUUGGCAUAAAAACCUGUUAUCCAAUGACCCACGACCAGAAAGCUCAUCCUCUCAGCUUGCGGUGCCCUCCAUGUCCCCUUUGAACAUAUCUAGGGGCCGAAGACGGUCGUCUGUCUACGACAAGAUGUCGGUCGUCACCCCACCUAAUACCAGACGACUACAGAUGCCUCCAAGUGAGUACACCGGGCCAGAAUCGGUAUGCAGUCUCAGCACACUGAAAAAACACGGCCCGCGUGAUCUGGAGGAUUUCAGACCCAUCAGGGUCCUGGGGCGAGGUGCCUACGGUAAGGUCUUGCUUGUCAAAGAUUUUCACACGACGCGCUUGUAUGCUAUGAAGCAGCUGAAAAAGGCCGAAAUUCUCAUUCAUGAAGAACCCACGGUAUCCUCCACCCAAGAAGACGCACUAGAAAAACGGUUGGAGCGCACAUUUGCAGAAAAAACGAUCUUGUCGGAAUUGGAACAUCCACACAUCGUAAAGCUCUUUUACACGUUCCACGACCACCAUCGGCUCUACCUAAUUUUGCAGUUUAUUCCAGGAGGUGAGCUCUUCUAUCACUUGAAGGAACAAGGUGUACUGGAUGAAGACACAGUAGCAUUUUAUGCAGCUGAAAUUAGCUCUGCAAUCAAGUUUUUACAUCAAAAGGGAAUAGUGUACCGGGACUUAAAACCAGAAAACUGUCUUUUAGACGAAAGAGGUCACCUAGUGCUGACAGAUUUUGGACUUAGUAAGAAAAGCGCUGGAGAAGCUUCUCGCUCGGGUGAAACAUCACCAGAGGCUGGCGAACCAGUGGAAAAGCUUUUUUCGAUCAUUGGAACGCCAGAGUACUGUGCACCAGAAAUUUUGGAGGGCAAGCCAUACACGCAAAACUGUGACUGGUACUCGCUUGGAUGUUUAGUGUACGAUAUGCUCGCUGGUAAGCCACCGUACACGGGUGCAAAUCACAAAGUGAUUCUUAACAAAAUUCUCAAAGACAAAUCACCCAAAAUUCCAACGUUCUCUAGUGAGGGCAUGAAGGAUUUCCUGGGGUCCCUACUCAAAAAAGACGUUACGAAAAGGUGGGAUGUUGACAAGCUCUGGGCUGUUGACGGGCCCAAACCUAAGAAAAAGAAAGCAGGACAAGCAAAGACCACCAGCUUCCAGUCUCAUUUCGUCUUCCGUAAAAUCAACUGGUCGAAGCUAGAAAGUGGGGAGCUUCAGAAAACUACUAAUGGCCCAAUAAUGCCCAUUAUCACAGACUGGGAGUUGGCCGAAAAUUUUGACUCAGAGUUUACAGGCAUGCGGUUGGACAGCGCUGGUUGUAUUGAUAUUAAGCAGGAAAUUAAGCCUGAACAUGCACACCUGUUUCAAGGAUUUAGCUAUGUUGCGAGCAGUAGCUAUUUGGAGCGUCAUUUCUGA